This is a messenger RNA of Candidozyma duobushaemuli, 1425 nucleotides long. Its product is annotated as putative Xaa-Pro dipeptidase. Gene Ontology annotation, molecular function: metalloaminopeptidase activity; manganese ion binding. The coding region runs from base 1 to 1425 and encodes 474 amino acids. Lineage: Eukaryota; Fungi; Ascomycota; Pichiomycetes; Serinales; Metschnikowiaceae. The record is from RefSeq and is a predicted model, not a curated record. The transcript has a single exon.
AUGAGCACCGAAGGACCUUCUUCCCUAGUGGGCCACAAGUACCCGGCCCGUGAGCACAAUGCCCGUGUUUUGGGUCAUUUCAAACAGAAAAAGCAGUUGAAGCUGGCAGACAAGUUGGCGUUUUUCAUGAGCGGAGAGGACCUUGAACUCUGGCAGUACUCUGAUCAGACGAAACCGAUCCGCCAGAACCGUUAUUUCUUCUACUUGCUGGGAGUGGAGAUUCCCGGAAGCCACGUUUUGUACGAUGCCGCCAACGACAAGUUGACGUUGUUCUUGCCCGACAUUGACUACGACGAUGUCAUGUGGUCUGGCUUGCCUUUACUGCCUGAGGAUGCCUUGAAGAAGUUUGAUGUGGACGAGGUCAAGUACGCUUCGGAACUCGAAAAAGUUGUUGGUUCGCUCAAGGGCUACACGAUCUACACCACCGACCGCAACAAGUGGAACGCCAAGGUGCUGCUGUUCUUGACCGAGAAGGACCCUGACUUUUUCCACGCAUUGGACGAGUCCAGACUCAUCAAGGACUGGUACGAGCUCGAGUUGAUGAGACACGCGUCUAAAAUUACCGACAAGUGCCACUUGGCUGUCAUGUCGGCCACCCCAAUUGAGACCAACGAGACCCACAUCCAUGCUGAGUUCAUGUACCAUGCUCUCAGACAAGGCUCCAAGUACCAGCUGUACGACCCCAUCUGCUGCUCUGGACCCAACUGCUCCACGUUGCAUUACGUGAAGAACGAUGACGAAAUCGAAAACAAGAGAUCGGUGCUCAUAGACGCCGGUGCCGAGUGGAGCUGCUACGCUUCUGAUGUCACCAGAUGCUUCCCCAUCAACGGUGACUGGACCGAGGAGCACCUCACCAUCUACAACCUUGUUUUGGACAUGCAGCGCCAGACAAUGGCCAUGAUCAAGCCCGGUGCCCGUUGGGACGAUAUCCAUUUGAAGGCUCACAGAGUCAUGAUCAAGGAGUUCAUCCGUUUGGGUAUCUUCAAGGACUACCCCGAAGAGGAGAUUUUCGACUCGAGCAUCUCGGCCCGUUUCUUCCCCCACGGUCUCGGCCACGUUUUGGGUAUGGACACCCACGAUGUCGGAGGACGUCCUAACUACGACGAUCCAGACCCCAAGUUGAGAUACUUGCGUUUGCGCCGUACGCUUAAGGAAGGUAUGGUGCUCACAGACGAGCCCGGUGUGUACUUCUCGCCAUUCUUGUUGAAGGAUGUGCUUGAGGACCCCGAGAAGGUGAAGUACAUCAACAAGGAUGUGCUCGAUAAGUACUGGUCCAUUGGUGGAGUGCGUAUCGAGGACGAUUUGCUUAUCACCAAAGACGGUUUCGAGAACUUCACCAAGAUCACCUCCGACCCUCACGAGAUUUCCAAGAUCGUCAAGGAGAGCAGUGCUCAAGGCAAGGACAGGUUCCACAAUGUGGUGUAG